AUGUGGACAAGUUGGAUCGCUGCUUGCAGCUUGGCUGCAGCGGUGACGUACCCCAGUCUCGCCGGUGCAGCAGCCGAUACCACUGAUGUCCACGACGCCAGAGCCCAAGCAAUCGUCGACAAGUUCACGACGAUGCAAUUGCUCGGACAAAUGACCCAGGUCGAUAUAAACACGGUCAUGAACGUCACUACCCAGACGCUGAACGAGACCGCCGUCCGUGCCUACGCCAAGCAGCAAGUGGGUUCGUACAUCAGCUCGUUUUACUCAUCGCGCCGAGGAGACAAGUACGGCUGGACGGCCACCGAGUUCCGGGGCGUGAUCAAGCGCAUCCAGGAGAUCGCCAUGGAGGAGAACGAUGGGCACCCCAUCAUUUACGGCAUUGACUCGGUGCACGGGGCCACCUACGUCGAUGGAGCCGUCAUGUUCCCGCAUCAGAUCAACAUGGGCGCGAGCUUCAACCCCGAUCUGGUGUACAGAGCAGCACGAAUUGCGGCCCGCGACACGGCAGCUGCUGGUAUCUCGAUGAUCUUGGGACCGAUCCUGGAGAUCUCGUACAACCCGUUGUGGGCCCGCACGUUCGAGACGUUCAGCGAAGACCCCUACGUGACCUCCAUGAUGGGCGACGCUGUCGUUCGCGGUCUGCAGAGCUACAACCAUACGGCGGCCUGCGUGAAGCACUUUCUCGGCUACUCUAAGACCGACAAGGGCCACGAUCGCGAAGGCGUCACUUUGUCUGAUUUUGACCUUCUCAACUACUACAUGCCGCCGUUCAAAGCUGCCAUUAACGCUGGUGCCAUGGCGAUGAUAGAGACGUACGCGUCGAUCAAUGGCCAGCCCGUCGUUGCAAGCUCUCGCAUUUUGGACGACCUGCUUCGAUCGGACCUUGGGUUUGACGGUGUGCUCGUUACGGACUGGGCUGAGAUCAACAAUCUCAAGGACUGGCAUCGCGUUGCCAAGACCUACGAGGACGCCGUGGCCUUGUCACUGACGCAUACGUCGAUUGACAUGAGCAUGGUGCCGAGUAACGCAAACUUCAUCGGCCAUGCACAGAAGAUGCUGGAGAAGCACCCGGAACAAGAAGCCCGUCUGCGAGCAUCGGUGAAGCGCAUCGUCAAGACAAAAUUGAAGCUGGGGCUGUACGAGAAUCCGGUUCCUGGGGAGGAGUACACCUCGAUGGUGGGAAACGACGACGACGUGCACGUUGCUCUGACCAUGGCUCGCGAAUCCAUCGUGCUCCUGAAGAAUGCUGACAACGUGCUGCCGCUGCCCAAGAAAGCGUCUGUCUUCCUCACGGGCCACUCUGCUGACAACGUCGGUUACCAAUGCGGUGGACUGAGCAAGUCAUGGCAAGGGUACUCGGGCAAUAUGAUGUUUCCCCACGGCGUCAGCGUUCGCCAGGGCUUUGAAGGCUUGGUUGGCAACAGCUCGUUCACGUACUUCAAUGGGCUGCAAGUCAACGGCAGUAUUUCGGACGCGGACUUGGCGACAGCUGUGAAGCAUGCUAGCGAGCACCAGUACACGGUUGCUGUCAUUGGGGAAGCCAAUUACGCUGAAAAGCGAGGCGACAUUGAUAACUUGGAGCUGCCCGCAGGCCAGGUGAGGUACAUCGAGGCUCUUCGUGCGACCAACACCACAGUGAUUGUCGUGUUGUUUGGGGGCCGCCCUCGUCUGCUUGGUUCGAUCCCUGCCAACUCGAUGGCAAUUAUCAACGGCAUGCUGGCCUGUGAGCUCGGUGGCCAGGCAAUGGCUGAGAUUAUCUACGGGGAGGUGAACCCGAGCGGCCGCAUGCCGAUCACGUACCCGAAGGACCCGGCGAACGUUGCCAUUGCGUACAACCACCUCGUCACCACUCGCUGUGCGAGCGACAACUGCCGGAUGGAAUUUGAGUUCGGCGCGGGUCUCAGCUACACGCAGUUCAAUUACUCGGGUCUGAGCCUGGACACGACGCGCCUGACGAGUGCGUCCGCAACUGUCACUGCGAAGGUGACCGUUGCGAACACGGGUAAUCGUGCCGGCAAUGAGACGGUGAUGUUGUUCGUGAUCCAGCCGUUCCGCUCGAUCUCGGUGCCGGAGAUGAAGCUCCUGAAGAAGUUCAAGAAGAUUGAGCUGCAGGCUGGCGAGUCGAUGGACGUCUCGUUCACGCUGACCACGGACGACGUGAGCGUGUAUGACCCGCAGAUCGGUAAAGGCUUGAAGCGCGUGUUCGAGGACAGCGACUAUGUCGUGGCCAUCAAGCCCGACACGUGGUGCGACGUGUACAACAACAUCACAAACCCGCUUUGUGCCCAGUUCAGCAUUGACACGAGCGGAGCAGCCGCAGCAACACCCGUCCAGACCAUCGUUGACGGAGCGCCCGUCGCCACCAGCACUAGAUCAGCGCCCGUCGCCACCAGCACUGGAUCAGCGCCAGUCGAGACUAUCGUGGAGACGUUGCCUGUCGCCACCAGCGGUGACGCAGCGCCUGUCACCUCCAGCAAUGGACCAGCGCCGGCCCAGAACAUUGCUGCUGCAGGGCCCGUCACCGCCAGCAGUGAAGUAGUGUCCGUCAUUACUGGUGGGCUGCUCGUGUAA
Hyaloperonospora brassicae is the source of this 2571-nucleotide messenger RNA. The record is from the annotation of a GenBank genome assembly. NCBI's taxonomy places the organism in Eukaryota, Oomycota, Peronosporomycetes, Peronosporales, Peronosporaceae.